This is a messenger RNA of Solanum dulcamara, 1586 nucleotides long. RefSeq names its product protein IQ-DOMAIN 9-like. NCBI's taxonomy places the organism in Eukaryota, Viridiplantae, Streptophyta, Magnoliopsida, Solanales, Solanaceae. The record is from RefSeq and is a predicted model, not a curated record. The transcript has 6 exons. Gene Ontology annotation, molecular function: protein binding. Bases 281 to 1141 code for a protein of 286 amino acids.
UCAUGGGGGCCAUGCCAAAAUAUCAAUAUUCCACACAACAACAAUCAAAUUGUACCAACCUUUUGUUUUUUCUUUUCUUUUUUAUGUCAUCUUUCUCAAGUAUUUCUUCUCUUCUACUCAUCCUAUUUUUUGCCACUGCCAUCACUACUCUGUCACUUGGUUUUCCUCUUUUUAUUCUGUUUUAACUUUGCAUUUUGGAAAUGCCCCAUUUUCUAGAAACAGCUAACAAGUGAAGGUUUUUUUUCUCUGCUGAGUAAGACUUAUAUAACAAGCACCUGCAAUGGGUUCUGUAGACUGGCUUAAGAAUGUAAUCGGUAUGAGAAAAGCAAAGGAUGGGAGAUCGAAAAAAAUAAAGGGAACAUCAGUGAUCAAAAAAUCUAAUGGAUGCAUAGGGGAUAAUCUCCUGCAGAAAGAGCCUUCUAAAAUAACCAAUGGUGUCUUGAUCAAGAAUCAAAGGGAACUUGGAAUGCCUAUUGAGGACAGAGCAGCUAUUAAGAUUCAGACAUCAUUCCGUGCUUAUGUGGCUAGGAAAACUUUACGUCGAUUGAAAGGAAAUACAAGGUUACAGUCCCUGACACAACGUCCUUCAGUGAAAAAACAAACUUCAUCAGCUUUGAACUAUAUCUGUUCAUGGAACACCAUGCAAAGUGAGAUUAGAGCUCGUCGUGCCCACAUGGUAAUGGAAGGGCAUCUUAAGCGGAAGAAGCACGAGAAUCAAUUGAAGCUAGAGACAAAGCUUCAAAAUAUAGAGAUAGAUUGGAGUGGUGGCCCUGAAACAAUGGAAGUUAUUCUAGCAAGGAUUCACCAGAGAGAAGAAGCAGCUAUUAAACGGGAACGAGCUAUGGCGUAUGCAUUUUCUCAUCAGUGGAGGGCCAAUUCAAACACAGUAUCUGCAUCUGGAAAUAAUGAAAUGGGCAAAGCUAAUUGGGGCUGGAGCUGGAUGGAUCGCUGGGUUGCUGCUCGACCAUGGGAAAGCCGAGUUCUUGUUCAUGCAAGUCCAAAGAAAGUCAACGAUAAAGCAAGCAAGACCACUAAAAGUAUUACUAGCCCGACAAAGAAAACACCAAUUUCUGUUAAAUUAACUUAUCCCAAUGGGAAGGGCACUAUAAAAGCUAAAAAGUCCAAUGAAGUAGCUGCAUAAAAAGUGUGCAGCAAAGUUAAGGAGGCCGGCAGUUAAAAACAAGAGGUGGUAGUAGAACAUAACUGAAAAUAUAAGACGUUGAAGCCAAGACAUUUCGGGGUUUUUGCAUAUUGCUGAUGAUGGAGGUGGAAAAAAAAACUAGUAAGUUUAAUCAUCGAGCCUAAGUUGAUGUAUGUACAUUGCUUUUUGUCUGAGAGUUUGCCAUCGUUUUCUUUAUUUUCCCAAAUUCUUGUCUCUAUAUGUUUAUCUAAGAUGAUAAGUUAUUCAUAGGUUAACAUGUGUAUAGAUGUCACCUCAUUCAAGAGCAUUAAUAUUAUAGCUUGGAGUGCCCAGAAUAUUCUGCUCCUCCAUCUAUUUAUAGUUUAAUUUUGGAAUCAAUCUUUUACCCAAAACAUGUGUUGUACAUCAUAUAAAUUUUCAACCUAAAUGUGGUGUGACUUUUUAA